UCCUGCACACGAACACACACUGGCUGCCGAUUUCUUGAUAUAUCCGAGCAAUUGCAAAAAUGUUUUCCAUGAGAGUUGCGCAAAACGCGCAGUCUGUACUCCGUAACGCUGCAAAGUCUCCGUGUUUCUCUCAAUCCAAAAUUUCCACAAGAUGCAUCACCACCGUGCAAUCUGACAUCUUUAAGCCCACCAAAUAUGGCGGCAAGUAUACAGUGACGCUGAUCCCGGGUGAUGGAAUUGGAGCCGAGGUCGCAGAAUCCGUGAAAACCAUCUUCAAAGCAGACAAUGUACCCAUCGAAUGGGAACAGGUCGACGUGAGCGGUGUGGACGCGGGAACUAAACAUUCAGAGGAGCUAUUUAAGGAAUCCAUUGCGUCUCUAAGGCGAAACAAGAUAGGUCUCAAGGGCAUUUUGCACACACCAGUCGAAAGAUCAGGACAUCAGUCUUUCAAUGUAGCCCUUCGGCAGGAACUCGACAUCUACGCCUCGAUUGUUUUGAUUAAGAAUAUUCCUGGUUACAAGACCCGGCAUGAUAACGUUGAUUUGUGCAUCAUCCGUGAGAAUACUGAGGGCGAAUAUUCGGGUUUGGAGCAUCAGUCCGUCAGCGGCGUCGUUGAGUCGCUCAAAAUUAUUACCCGAGCAAAGUCCGAGCGUAUUGCGAAAUUUGCUUUCAGCUUUGCGCUCGCGAACAACCGCAAGAAAGUCACAUGCAUACACAAAGCGAAUAUUAUGAAACUCGCCGAUGGACUUUUCCGGAGCACCUUCAAAAAGGUCGCCGAGAGCUACCCGACCCUAGAAAUCAACGAUAUGAUUGUCGACAAUGCAUCCAUGCAGGCUGUUUCUCGCCCACAACAAUUCGACGUAAUGGUCAUGCCUAAUCUUUACGGAGGUAUUCUUUCAAACAUCGGUGCUGCACUUGUGGGUGGCCCGGGUAUCGUGCCGGGAUGCAACAUGGGUCGUGACGUUGCUGUCUUUGAGCCCGGUUGCCGGCACGUUGGCCUUGACAUCAAGGGCAAAGAUCAAGCAAAUCCAACGGCCUUGAUCUUGUCAGGCUCCAUGCUUCUCCGUCACCUUGGUCUUGAUGAACAUGCAAAUCGUAUUUCCAAGGCAGUCUACGAUGUCAUUGGCGAAGGUGUUGUUCGGACUCGGGACAUGGGUGGCCAGGCUACUACCCACGAAUUCACUAGAGCUGUUUUGGACAAGAUGGAAGCGGCCCUCUAA
Coccidioides posadasii C735 delta SOWgp is the source of this 1220-nucleotide messenger RNA. RefSeq names its product isocitrate dehydrogenase (NAD(+)) idh1 (gene IDH1). Gene Ontology annotation, molecular function: magnesium ion binding; isocitrate dehydrogenase (NAD+) activity; NAD binding. Gene Ontology annotation, biological process: isocitrate metabolic process; tricarboxylic acid cycle. Lineage: Eukaryota; Fungi; Ascomycota; Eurotiomycetes; Onygenales; Onygenaceae. The record is from RefSeq and is a predicted model, not a curated record. Gene Ontology annotation, cellular component: mitochondrion.